Molecule: messenger RNA, 2810 nt
Organism: Cylicocyclus nassatus
Lineage: Eukaryota; Metazoa; Nematoda; Chromadorea; Rhabditida; Strongylidae
Source: the annotation of a GenBank genome assembly
UCUUCGUUAAGUAGUUUGCAGGUAACUAUGGUGGUAGGUAAAGUGUAUCAGGCGGCUAAAUGGACCACAGAGACUGUGAUUGGAGCAGCACAAGCCCUUGCUAAUACAAAAGGCCCCGUGCCAGCCACAGAUCUCCAUCCGCGAAUGCCCGCUCGACCAUGGACAGCUCAAGAAUACCUGCGCAUGUGGUCAUGGCGUCAUUGCUGGAAAUACAUCCCAGUAUUCCGUUUCUACGUCUACUCUGGCAUCAUCAUGUUUGUAAUACUGAAAUACGUCGUUCCAUUCAAACCACGUCACAGCAUCAUGUAUCACAAGGGCAAAGCCGACGCUCAUCAUCACGAGGUUGAACACUGGUAUGGUAUUAGACAAAAGAAGGCUGACGCUUUGUACUUCAAAAAGUAUAAUCCACUCAAAAAGGAGGGCGACAUCGAAAGUCAGCAGACUACAGCAAAGAAGCUUCGAAUGCUGUGGGCGCUAGCUUUGGUGCCAUUGUGCUGCUGCGUUACCCACAUCACGCCACCAUGCGAAGACGACAUAAAGGGCAUUGGCUCUUCAGCUGGAUACAACAUCGCCUCUAAAAUUCUUACAAAGUCAAUCAAUUUUUCGGUGAAUCCAUGCGAGGAUUUUUUUGCGUUUACCUGUGGCAACUGGAUAGCUAAUCAUCCAAUUCCCAAACACAAAACCACCUAUGAUCAAUUUGUACUGGUCUCUGACAGAGUGCAAGAGCAAAUGAGAGACAUACUUGAAUCCAAUGAAAUAUUUGACUCGAAAUCUAUGAAUGCUUUGAAAGCUAUCUACAAGAAAUGUAUGGAUAAAGAGGAGCUCAACCGCAUCGGUGCUAGUCGAUUGAUAGAAGGCAUCAGGAAUUUCGGUUUUUGGCCAAUACUGGAAGGAGAUGAAAAAUGGAGAGUGGAGAAUUUUGAUUUGACAUCACUCUUAAUACAUGUGUCAAAAAAGCGCAAUGUUAAUGCGUUCAUCACGUACUCUAUCACCUUCGACGACAAAAAUGUUUCUCGCCGUCUAAUCAAGUUCGAUCAAGGAAAUCUUAUUUUGGGUGAAUCUUCGAGAGAUUAUUACUUGGAUACAGAAAAGCAUGGUAAAAAAAUCGAGGCUUUGAAAAAUCUCCUUAUUAGUCAGAUAGAGCUGUGUCAAAAGGAUGCCUAUCUGCCAACUAACAGACCAAAAAUUGUAAAAGACGUAGACGAACUUAUCGAUCUUGAAACGAAAUUGGCACGAAUCAUAGUUGCGGAAGAGGACCGCAGGAACCAUACCAAACUUUAUAACCUUCGCCACCUGAGUGACAUGCAGGGGCUCAUGCCUUUAGUCGACUGGUCGCAAUUUUUUCUUGCCAUUUCUCCAGCUGCUUCCCACCAAUAUCUCAACUCGGAUCCAGAAAUUCUUAUUGUAGAAAUUGACUAUCUGAGAAGAAUAACCGAACUUUUGCAAUCAACGGACAAACGUAUAAUCAUGAAUUAUGUUCUCAUGCGGUAUUCCUUAGACUGGGCACAAGAGAUGGGAGAAAAGUACGAAGAUGUUACUCAGAAAUUCAAUAAGGUUAUGUACGGGAAACAACAGAAAGCACCACGAUGGAAGGACUGCAUCACUCAUACUAUGGAACUGGAAGAAAUGCAAUACGCUACCAGUGCGAUAUACAUAAAGAAGGACUUCGACCAGGAGUCAAAGAAUGUUACACUGGAAAUGAUCGAUGACCUUAAAAAAACAUUUCGUGAGAUCCUCAGCAGCAGUGAUUGGAUGGACGAUCAAACUAAAACUACAGCUUUGAACAAGGAAAGCCGAAUGCUGCCUCAGAUAGCCUACCCAGACUUUAUUCUAAAUGACGAAAAGCUCGACGCAUACUACGAUGGUCUGGAUGUGCGUGACACUGAUUCCUACACUGAGAUGUUGGAAAAAGUGACGCGAUGGGGAAUAGAGUAUGCCUUUAAAAGAUUGAUGAAACCUGUGGAUCGUUCCGAGUACAAUUUCAACUCUGCCAUAGUUAACGCUUAUUACUCAAUGGAAUCCAAUUCUAUCAAAUUUCCUGCUGCCAUUCUUCAAGCUCCAUUCUUCCACCACACCUUUCCGAGGGCUCUAAAUUACGGUGGAAUAGGAACAGUCAUUGGGCAUGAAAUUACACAUGGCUUCGAUGAUGAAGGUUGCCAGUUUGACGCUACCGGUAAUCUUCGCGAUUGGUGGAGUGAGGACGUAAAGAAAAAGUUUCAGGAUCGAGCUCAGUGCAUAAUCAAUCAGUACGGGAAUAUUAAAGUACCUGGAACUGGUCUCAAAAUCAACGGUAAACUAACGCAGGGAGAAAAUAUUGCCGACAUUGGUGCAGUGAAGCAGGCGUACAGGGCUUACAAAGCUUAUCUGCGGAAGCAUGGUGGGGAAGAAGAGAGAAUCAAAGGCUUGGAACAAUAUAACAACAAGCAGAUGUUCUUCUUAGGAUAUGCUAUGACCUGUUGUGGGCAUAUGACACAUGACAAGCUAAUUAACGAAAUUCUUACCGAUUACCACGCUCCACUACGUUAUCGGGUCAAUCAAGUGCUAGCCAAUCAACCCGAGUUUGCCGCUGCCUUCAGAUGUAAAAAGGGCACUGCCAUGAAUCCCAGAAAACGCUGCGCUGUUUGGUAAUUAUAGAAGGAGUACCAGACAAACUAUCGUAUUUAUGUACCACUUACUUACUACUAAGAGCUUCAUAAAUGCAAACUAACUUUAUAUGACAGAGAAAGUAUCGUCUAGAAAUUGUGCCUUUGGUCAAAGCCGCGCUUGACCAUACUGUACUAUUUGAUGUAUGUUAGUGCAUCUUUCCAGUU